GGGGCAGCAGGAUGGCACUGGAUGCCGCGGGGCUGGGAUAGCUAAGCUGGACGCAGGAGCUAUGGAUGGAGCCGGUUUUGCCCUUUGAAUGCCCCCUCCGUGCCAGCUGCUUUCCUGAGGCUGGGGGGGCUGCUGCAGGAGGGGCGGCCAGCGCUGGCACCAGGUGGAUGGCAUGGCGCAGAGAGAGCCCAGCUGAAGAUCCUGCAAAGCUCCCUUGUUGCAAUGCAUAACAUGACAGAAACGGUGAAUUGUUAACUUCAAAAUGUAACAUCCCCCACUCUCGUGAGAGACUCUUUUGGCCAAGGGGCCAUGGAGAAGCUGCUAUGCCUGCUGCUGAUGGGAGCUCUGGGGUACUUUGGGAGAGCACAACAUUGCCCCGGCCGCUGCAUCUGCCAGAGUAACUCUCCAACUCUAACUAUGCUGUGUGCCAAGACAGGACUUCUAUUUGUCCCACCAGCCAUUGACCGUCGGACAGUGGAGCUACGGCUGACAGACAAUUUUAUCACCAUCAUACGACGCAAAGACUUUGUCAACAUGACCAACUUGGUUCAUUUGACACUCUCACGAAAUACUAUUAGCCAAAUUGUACCCCUGGCAUUCUCUGACUUGCGUUCUUUGAGAGCCUUGCACAUGAACAGUAACCGACUUUCAAUUCUGAGACACGAGCAUUUCCGUGGCUUGGGAAAUUUGCGCCAUCUGAUUUUGGGCAACAAUCAGAUUAGUUCUAUCCAGAAUGGAGCCUUCCAUGAGUUCCUUCCCACUGUGGAAGACCUUGACUUGUCCUAUAACAACCUUAUAGAGCUGCCCUGGGACGACAUAGGGCAAAUGGUCAAUCUAAAUACAUUAACUCUGGAUCACAACCUCAUAGACCACAUUGCGGAAGGAACAUUUACUAUGUUGCAUAAGCUGGUAAGAUUGGACAUGACCUCUAAUCAGCUGCACAAACUGCCUCCAGACAACCUAUUCCUCAGGUCUCAAGUGAUGGCCAGUACAAGAGGCUCCAGUUCCUCCUUGGCCAUUAGUUUUGGUGGAAACCCUUUACACUGUAACUGUGAGCUCUUGUGGCUGAGACGACUAACAAGAGAGGAUGACCUGGAGACUUGUGCUUCUCCAGAACAGCUAACGGACAAGUAUUUUUGGUCAAUUCAAGAGGAGGAGUUUAUCUGUGACCCUCCUCUUAUCACCCGACACUAUGCCAGCAAAACAUUUGUAGUGGAAGGACAAUCUGUAAACCUCAAGUGCAAGGCAGUAGGAGACCCUGAACCUUCAGUCCAUUGGAUUGGCCCAGAUGGGAAGCUCAUCCACAAUACAUCUAGAAUGGUGGCUCAUGACAAUGGAACACUUGACAUUGUGAUAACCACAUUGAAGGACAGUGGUUCCUUCACCUGUAUAGCAUCAAAUGCAGCUGGGGAGGCUACUGCCCCAGUAGAAUUGGCAAUAGUACCACUUCCUUUGUUAGUUAAUAACACGGCUCACAUAAAAGAACCUGACCCUGGCUCCUCUGACAUCACAACCUCCACAAAAUCAGGCUUCAAUGACACCAAAAGCCUACAGGACAGGAGAAUAGUGGUGGACAAGCUGAAGUCCACCUCAGUUGUCAUCCAGUGGCCAUCAGAACGACAUAUUCCUGGGAUUCGCAUGUAUCAGAUUCAGUACAACAGCUCUUUAGAUGACUCUCUGGUGUACAGAAUGAUCCCCCCAAGCAACAGAAGUUUCCUCGUAAAUGACUUGGCUCCAGGCCGUGAGUAUGACCUAUGCGUCUUGGCUGUCUAUGAUGACGGAAUGACCUCCUUGACAGCCACACGAGUGGUGGGAUGUGUCCAGUUCACCACUAAAGAAGAGGGCGGACAGUGCAGGCCACUUCAUACCCAGUUCCUGGGGGGCACUAUGAUUAUCAUAAUUGGAGGAAUCAUUGUGGCUUCUGUUCUGGUGUUUAUUAUCAUCCUCAUGAUCCGAUACAAAGUGUACAGUGGCCAGGAGGAAGGGGGCAAAGCCAGGGUCAGCAACGUUUAUUCCCAAACCAAUGGGCAGCAAGGCAUGGCCUGUGCCAACUCCUGUGCCAAGUUGGGAGAAAAUAGCUAUGAACCUUUACCCCCAUCUUCCAAAGAUUCCCCCCGGGAGAGCAAAGAACCUGGUAAACGAGAGUGCCAACCACGUUCACCUCCUCUGGCCCUACUGACUGAAAAGGACAAGAGGAGAACUAAGACCUCCAAUGAUCUCCAGACAGUUGCUCUGUUAUCUUCUCUCUCUGCGGAAGGAGACCACACAGAGACCAGUGCACUUGGCUCCACCACCUCACUAUGUCUAGUCACUACUGACGGGCACAACCGUGUGGGCACCAAGGCACCUCCCAGGACUUAUCAACAUAGAUUCUCAUUUGAUGGGGACUACACCCUGUUCCAGAGCCACAGUUACCCUCGCAGGGCACGGACAAAGAGACACAUGUCCACCUCGGAGUUGCACAACCAAGAAGCUGCCCUGGGACAUCGGAGAGUCACGUUUAGCAGCACAGAGUGGAUGCUGGAGAGCACCGUGUGAUUAUCUUUCAGGGAACGGAUUACCUGAGGGGUUAGGUGACAUGGAAGGGCACUUCCUUUGAAACCUCAUGGUCUCAGUGUUCAUGUUCGGGGCUGAUCCAACUCGGAUAUGCGACUGAAGCAUUGCAUAACUAUGCCUAAUGUUUCAGUACACUUCCUAAGUGGUGAAAAAAAAAAGAAUGUUUUUCAUUUUUUGUCAAAUUUUUUGCCAAGUUUGAUGUUAGGUUCUCUGAUACACCCAAAACAUUUAGCAUUCAUAUUGUGUAAUCGAGAGGACCUGUAUCGAUUCCAGAAGUGUACAGAUGUAUUCUGCAUCGUUAUGUAAUGCUUUUGCAUCUGAAUGGCUGUCGGCACUGCUUUCUUGAAAGGUUUUAAAAGCUAUGUGUUUUUACAGAUCCCGCACAGCAGUGCUGCUCUCACCCGCAUAAUGAGACAAACAACCAAUCAAUUCAUGUUCUUGGUGUCCAUGGUUACCAGGUUCUUAAAGCAUAUAAGAAAUUAAUGACGAGACCCUUCUCCUCGCCCCUAUAAAAAUGGAUCCACCGUUUUGCCCUCUCUGUCUCUGGCUUGGGGAUCUAGAGGGCUGUUGUUCUGCUUGGGUUAUAGUAGAAAUGUACUGAGCCCCUGAAGCAGUGCCUUAAAACAAGUGAGAGACCAGCACCCAGGCUUUCUGAUACCCUGUGUGAACCUUGAUGUGACUUGAGGGUGGACAUGCUGGUUCAUCUAGGAAACAGGACAUAUGCACAAACGACACGAUACCCAAACCUACUGUACAAAGCAUUCCUGCACGGAGGAGACAGAAAGCAUAAGAGGAUUUUAUUGGUCAUGAUCAUGGGGGUCCUGGCACCACUUAUACAAUCUGUACAUCUAGCUGGUCUGGAUCCUUUCUGAGUCACUCGAGUCAGGAGCCUUUCUGGGACUUGAGCAGGAAGUGAGAGAUAAUCCAGAAUAUUGUCUACACACAAGUUUUUACAUUAAAAACGUGUGUCACCCUCCCUCUCCCCAGUACAUAUAGCAUGGAGGAGAGAAAGAGAUGCCAGUGGGUGCAGUGGGAAAUUAAAGUCCUUUCUGUUACUG
Molecule: messenger RNA, 3614 nt
Organism: Nanorana parkeri
Lineage: Eukaryota; Metazoa; Chordata; Amphibia; Anura; Dicroglossidae
Gene: LRFN1
Product: leucine rich repeat and fibronectin type III domain containing 1
Exons: 4
Coding region: 310-2538 (742 amino acids)
Molecular function (GO): protein binding
Source: RefSeq, a predicted model, not a curated record